AUGCCGGGCAUCUUGCCCAUGAAGGUGAUCAAAGUGGGAUCAAAUUCCCUGGGCCGCAUCGCCCAGGCCUGCGAUCGUUGUCGUAGCAAGAAAAUACGCUGCGAUGGCAUCCGGCCUUGCUGUUCACAAUGCGCGAAUGUGGGAUUCGAAUGCAAGACUAGCGACAAGCUCAGCCGACGAGCUUUUCCACGUGGAUACACCGAGUCUUUGGAGGAGAGAGUGCGCGUGUUGGAAGGCGAGGUGCGGGAGUUAAAGGAUCUUUUGGAUGAAAAGGACGAGAAGAUCGAUAUGCUAUCGAGAAUGCAUUCGAAUAGACGACCUUCGGUGUCUGGAUGGCCAGCCUUCGAAAGGAGAGACUUGGUAGCGAUGCCUCCGAAGGAUGAUGAAUUUCGCGUCCAAGCAUCUCCGCUACUGCCAGAAGCCGGGCAUACCGACUCGUACCUCAUGGGAGCUUCGAGCGGCAGAGCUUUCGUCGAUGCAUUCAAGCGCCGGGUCCAGGAAAGUGGCAAAUCGCUCGCUGGACUCAACACGGAGACUUUCUUGAACAUUGAAAAGGAGUCGACGAUGACUGUUUCUCCGAACACUGGAUCCAAGACCCCGAGCGCACCACCACGUAUGUUUUCGGAUCGAUGUGUGAACGUCUACUUCCAGGAAUGGGCACCUCUCUUCCCAGUCUUACACAAGCCAACCUUCCUUCGCUUGUACGAGGAGUAUAUGUCGAACCCCGAACAGGUGACUGAUCCUCACAAGCUGGCUCAGUUACAUCUUGUCUUGUGUAUUGCUGGCAUUUCAAGCGACGUCCCCGACGAGGAGAAUAUUGCUCUUUGUGAAAAUAAAUGGCGCCAAUCCCUCGACUCCAUCCUUAUGAAUAAUACUCUUGUUACACUUCAGUGUCUUAUCCUUGCUCUCAUGUGUUGCAUCUCGAAAGCCGACUAUACCCGCCUCCAGCACUACAAAAGUAUUGCUGUUGGAAUCUCGCACAGACUUGGCUUGCAUCAAAGCCAGAAACGAUUUUCAUUUGGCGCUCUCACUAUUGAAACGAGGAAAAGGGUGUUCUGGACCUUGUACACUGUUGACUGCUUCUCUGCCGCCUCGCUUGGCCUUCCUCAGCUGUUGAAGGAGGAAGACAUCCAUGCAGAGUAUCCCACCGACACCGAUGACGAUUAUGUCACUGGAAAGGAGUCUCAACCGACCCUUCCUGGCGAAUCGACAAGAAUCUCGAGCGCCUUGGCUCUGUUCCGUGUCUCUCGUAUUCUUUCCAAAGUCUUGGAUCAGAAUUAUCCCGCUGCUGCCAAUCACGACCUUUCCCUGCAGUCUCUCACUUCGCUUGAGGGGGAAUUGAAUCAAUGGUCUGACCAACUGCCGGUCCAUUUGAAGCUCACGUUUGUCCAGGAUAAGCCUUCAACAGACGUCACAGGGAGUCGUGCUGCUUUGCUGGCUCUGGCUUACUAUCACAUACGGUCUCUCAUCCACCGUCCUGCUGUUACUUCAACACUCGGCAACAAGUCAUCGCCAUCCGUCAUCUCGCUUGCCGAUUCUAGCAAACAUAUCAUCCAGAUCGUGCAGCUUCUAGCGGAGAGAAAUAUGUCUUUCUCCUUCUGCCUGAACAAGAAUGAGAUGCUCACAAUCUGCGGACUAAGCAUUCUCUACCAAGGACUCGAUCUCAAGCAGGAAGGAAAGCUCAUGAAAUACAGUCAACGCCUGGUAGCAAGUGUGGUCCAACUCCUCGAGAAGGCCAAUGCUCCCGGUGCAGUCGAUUUCAAGAAGCUCAGCAUUUCAAUGAUUCCCGAAGCUCCAACCAUAGGUCUCUCUGGCCGAAGCCCCAACGAGAUGGGAGUACCAACAAGCUCAGAGUCUACACCUUCGCCAAUGGUCGCCAUACAGCAACCCCGCCCUCAAGUUCACCGACAUUCAAGUGCGACCAUGAGCGAAAGGGAUCUACUCUCCCACCAAGAUAAGCUCCGCUGUGCAACGGUUCCCAGCAUCAAGCCCGGCCAGGAAAAUAUUUCCAGCAGUCGUAGCUCCCUCGAUCCUGGCCGUUCUGUAUCGCCAACAUCGAAGCACGGAUGCCGAGAUUCGGUAGCGCAACUCCCACUCUCCUCGGAAACUUGUCCUCACAAGAAGGAAAAACUGCCCAAUCUCGACUACCUGUCUCUGAGCAACACCCCCGUAGCAUCGCAGUCGCCCGUCCAAUCACGUUCUCAACUCCUGAAAACCAGUGGUCACACGCCAAUCUUGACCAGCACCGGCUUUCCGGUCAACAAGCAAUCCUCGGGCGUGUCGCCUUCUGAAUGGGAAGCCCUCCUGGGUUCCCUAGACAGCGGACAAACAAACCUCUACGACGCUAUCUACGGUGGUCCCGCGCCUGUUUUCGACAACCCGUUUUCGAAUUAUGAAAACUGGGCGCCAGACUGGGAUAUGCCUACGUUGACGAUGGGUGAUUUUGGAAAUACGGCCCCGGAGUCAGCGAGUAGUGUACUCAGUUUCAGUGAGGAGAGCCUGAGUUCUGGGGAGGAUCUUUCGACGAGUGAGUCGGUUGGUCUAGGGGGGAAACAGGAGUAUGGAGUUCAGAUAAUGAGGGGCGGGGACCAUUAUUCGCUAGAAGGGUUGGAAGCUGCGUUUGGUUUAUGA
This is a messenger RNA of Drepanopeziza brunnea f. sp. 'multigermtubi' MB_m1, 2631 nucleotides long. RefSeq lists its product as uncharacterized. Lineage: Eukaryota; Fungi; Ascomycota; Leotiomycetes; Helotiales; Drepanopezizaceae. Gene Ontology annotation, biological process: DNA-templated transcription; regulation of DNA-templated transcription. Gene Ontology annotation, molecular function: DNA binding; zinc ion binding; DNA-binding transcription factor activity, RNA polymerase II-specific. The record is from RefSeq and is a predicted model, not a curated record.